AACAAGGAUAAGGUGGAAGCAGUGAAAUGGGUGGUGAGAGAGUAAUCUCUAUACCACAUGAAGAGCUGUUUUCACAGAUUUAUGGCUGAGAGAGGUUAGAAGAUGUUGGAGGUGUUUGAUGUAGGGCCAUGUGAGGACGCCCACCAAAUGGGGUUCCUCAUUGGCCGUAGAUUCUCUACAAUGAUCAGAAGUAGGGUGGCCACAGAUCUCAUCCUCCAACACCAACUCAUCCCUUUCUCUAGAAAACCACAAUCGCAGCCGUUCAUUCAAGCUCUGUCCACCGCUAACAGGAAGAGAUUUCCCAGAUACUGGGAUGAGAUGGUGGGGACCGCUGAAGGGAGUGGUGUGUCCGUUCUUGAUAUACUAUUGCUGAAUUUUAGGAAGGAGAUCCUACCGUUUAUUCCGAAGAAUGAGGAAUCAACGGCUGUGGAUGCCGCUGCGGAUGCAGAAGAUUGCUCUGAUGUUCUUGUUGUGAAUGAAUCAAUGGCCGUGGCAGCACACAACGAGGAUGCCAAUGUCGCUUUGAUUGGCCACGUCUAUUUGCUCAGGGCCAAAAUGUCAAAUGGACUUUCAUUCACUGCCUACACAUAUGCAGGAGAGCUCCCAAGCUGUGCAUUUGGUUUCAACAGUCACGGUCUGGCAUUUACUCUUAAUUCAGUCCCGCCGUUGAAAGAGGAGAUCGUGGCCCAAGGCAUUGGCCGGAACUUCAUUUCACGAGAUCUACUCGAAUCAAACGGUCUUGAUGAUGCACUGGAGCGAAUCCGAUCAUCGGAUGCCUCUGUGGGGCACAGCUACAAUCUCAUCGACGUGAGGGAUCGCAGGAUUUUGAACGUGGAGACGGCAUCGAUGAACCGCAUUUCAGUUCAGGAAGUCGGAUCAACACCGUUCUUCCAUGCAAACAUGUAUCUCCACCUUCCAGUAAAGCAGAUGAUUGAUCCAACGGUUAAUAAUGGGUUGGAUGAUGGAUUGUUUUCUGUGAAGGCACACGAUGAGAAUUCUAUCAACAGACAGAGAAGAGCGGCCCACCUUUCAAAACAAUCCAAACCAGACAUCCUCUCACUUCUUGGAGAUUCAUCAGAUGAUGAGAAAUACCCCAUCUACAUGCAAGGGCCAACACUUCAUACCCUCUGUACGGUGCUGAUCGAUCUUGAUGAACGGACAUUAUCCAUUAUCCAAGGGAACCCGAAGAAGCAGGAAUUUUCACACGUGUUUUCAAUGUCUUAGAAGAAAUUUACAUUUUUACAACGAGAAAUUCAACAAGAAAAGCUUCUGAAUGAUAAAGAAAGAACGGUUCA
Messenger RNA from Magnolia sinica, 1295 nucleotides. RefSeq lists its product as uncharacterized. The coding region runs from base 103 to 1224 and encodes 373 amino acids. The transcript is spliced from 8 exons. The record is from RefSeq and is a predicted model, not a curated record. Lineage: Eukaryota; Viridiplantae; Streptophyta; Magnoliopsida; Magnoliales; Magnoliaceae.